GAUUUGUUCCGUCUCUGUCACCCCUCGCAUCUUUGUCUUGCAUCGCCUAGAUAAGGCUGGCUGUCCCAGUCGGCAGGCUACCAAGACACGUCGAUCGCGAUGGUUUGCGACAGCAUUGAGGUUUCGCCGCAUCCGGCUUAAGUCGGUCGAACAAAGAACCUAUGCGGGACGGCACACAAACACCUUCCCACCCGCCAUUACCCUUCAACCGACGACUUUAUGGGAUGGAUAGUUGAGCCAACGAAUCAACCCAGCAUGACGACGCCGCUGAUAACCGCCGAGCACGCGGUGUCGUCGAACUGCAGCGAUGCCGACAUCACUCCGAACUUACAAGACACAGAUCACACGCAAUUUCACGGUUCCACUUUGCAGCAAACAGCGGCGUGUCAGCAGGAUUUGAAUGUAAGACUGCUUUCGACGAGUAACAGGGGCGACAACCCUGCUGCGUCAUAUAUUCGCGGUCUGGUCGGUGGCGAUGGCGGUGGAACUGGAAUCAGGCCGCAUAGAGGAUUCUUGGGAAAAGAGGGCACCUACGGAAUUUCCAUGGAAGGAUUAGCCAGUCUGUUCGCGCACAUGCAUGUCGAGUCCACGAAAGUGGUGGAAGAAGAAUACGGACCCAGCCCUCUCCCAAACAAAAUGGUCGCAGAGCCCGCGUCAUCGCUGCACAUGAACAAGUUGCGCGUUGCACUCUUUCCCGGGCGUAAGAAGAUCAACGAGCCAGUGUAUGAAAGGACAGACAGCGCUGUGCGAGGAGAGAUAGCGAACCAGCCGUUUCUAUACGAGGGAUUGGGCGACCAAGUGCGGGAGCUUAGUGUCGGGAUCAAACUAGCCUGCUCACGAAGGUUACAUACCAACUCAUAUUUUGGCCACGCGUACGAGCUCGCCGAGGCUGCCGCUGAAAUCGCAUGCGAGUUGGGAUAUGAACCCUUGGUCAGCCGUUGCCUCUAUUGGCGUGGUAUGAGUUUGAUUGGUUUAGGCCAGUUCGAUGCGGCAAUACAGAGUUUGAGCGACGCAUGUAAAGCGAGAGGUCGGUACGAAGAGGGCUCAUUGGCCGAGGAGCAGCUGCAGCUCAUCUUCCUAUGGAACCACAUUUGCGGUGAGCCAGUCGAGGCGCUGAAAGUUCGACACAUGAGCGCUCGCACCCUCGAGGAGAAAAAGGAGGCGCUCGAAGCCCGCCUGCAAAGUGGGCUCAGCUUCAGCUAA
Molecule: messenger RNA, 1203 nt
Organism: Aplosporella prunicola CBS 121167
Lineage: Eukaryota; Fungi; Ascomycota; Dothideomycetes; Botryosphaeriales; Aplosporellaceae
Exons: 3
Coding region: 220-1203 (327 amino acids)
Molecular function (GO): protein binding
Source: RefSeq, a predicted model, not a curated record